AAUCGUGUCUCGUCAAUCUAUUUAAAUCGGUAAACCAAAUAACCCAAGUUGGCUGAGAAAAAAUGGCUACAUAUGUAGACGAGUCGAUCGACAGUUAUUUCUAUUCAUCUUACAACCCUUAUUCUGGCAGGUAUCCCAAACCAAAAGGUGCGGGCUGGAGAAACAAUUAUUUGGCCAACUAUGUGGCUACAGAGGACUAUUUUGAUAACCACCAGCGCGCGCAACUUAAAUCCAUCUUGUCUCAAAUAAACCCCAAUCUUACACCGAGGCUAAGGAAAGCAAAUACCAAAGAUGUCGCUGUGCAGGUCAACCCGAAGAAGGAUGUCUCCGUGCAGUGCUCCCUCGGCCCAAGGACUCUCAUGACCGGAAAGCGAGACGCUUUGCGCAAGAGGAAACAGGAGGCCCAGGCACCCGGUAGCCCUGCGGGUAGUCCAGGCAGCUCCGUGGGAGGCGUGCUCUACCCUCGCACACUGGCCGUCUACUCGCCUGUCGCUUCUAGGAGACUUGCAUAUUUUCUAGAAGACGACAAAGGGGGACCGAGUGAAGCACAGACCGGUGACCCACCUGAAACCGUGAAGCCCGGGAAAAAUAAUAAAGGCGAAAAGUCUGCAGAUGACAGAACAGAAAAGGCAAAGGACGAAAAGACUGGGCCAGGUAAAAAAACUAGUAAGAAGACUGACCGGUCAGUUACGACCGAGGAUGUCAAAGCCGAUCAGGAUGGAUCGGAAGUCAAGACCCGCGUGAGGUUUCAGUUUCUGGAGCAGAAGUAUGGGUACUAUCACUGCAGAGACUGCAACCUGCGUUGGGAGAGCGCAUAUGUUUGGUGCGUCCAAGGAACGAGCAAGGUCUACUUCAAGCAGUUCUGUAGAACGUGCCAGAAGUCCUUCAAUCCUUACCGGGUCGAGGACAUCACCUGCCAGACUUGCAACAAGUCACGCUGCGUGUGCGAAGUGACCCCUCGCCACAUUGACCCCAAACGCCCCCACAGACAGGAUCUGUGUGGCAGGUGUAAGGGCAAGCGGCUCUCCUGUGACCGCACCUUCAGUUUCAAAUACAUCAUCUAGCAGGAACCUGCACAUGAACUGUCACAUCUAAGUCCUGCAGCCCAGAGAAGCCCCUGUGCACAUUUAAAGAGGCUCUGGGCUGGAGGAGAAUACUUUUGGAUUUCAUUAUUUUCUGUUAUGCCUUUAUUUUCAUUAUGAUAGUGAUUGCAGGAAAACACUUCUGAAUGUGAAAUAAAGUGGCAAUACUCAGCAG
Oncorhynchus kisutch (coho salmon) is the source of this 1257-nucleotide messenger RNA. RefSeq names its product zygote arrest protein 1. Bases 63 to 1064 code for a protein of 333 amino acids. NCBI's taxonomy places the organism in Eukaryota, Metazoa, Chordata, Actinopteri, Salmoniformes, Salmonidae. The record is from RefSeq and is a predicted model, not a curated record. The transcript has 4 exons. Gene Ontology annotation, cellular component: cytoplasm. Gene Ontology annotation, biological process: translation.